AUGGACAAAAUCCGAGGCUACCUUAUCGGGCUUGUAGUCGUCUCUUUUGCCACCGGAGCUAUCGCUAUCUGCGAACCUGCCAUCGUCGGCCAACCUAACCAUAUCCCUCGCCAAAAUGCCGGUGUUCAGUCUUCCGCCCAUGCAGCUGAGGCCGAAUUCAUGCACGCCAUAGAGGCUGUCACCUAUGUAGACAAAAUUCCAGCCACUACUGCUCAAACCUUCAACGCAUGGAACUUGCACGUCUGCACUCAGCAGGCAAUCUAUGGCAUCCCGUUCGAUGAAUUCACCUUCUGUAUGUGCAAUCGGGAAUUCGUUCGUUGCAACCAAGUUUGCCAGGCCCAGUACGAAAAGGCCAUGCUUCACUGGCCGCCGCUAGAUGCUGAUUGGAAAACCUUGACAUCCUCUGGACCAACUCUAUGUAUCGGCAACUGCAACUCGGAAGCAAUCAUCAACCACCAAUAUAUUGCCAACUCCACGCAACAAGCCUCCUAA
Molecule: messenger RNA, 492 nt
Organism: Parastagonospora nodorum SN15
Lineage: Eukaryota; Fungi; Ascomycota; Dothideomycetes; Pleosporales; Phaeosphaeriaceae
Exons: 3
Coding region: 1-492 (163 amino acids)
Source: RefSeq, a predicted model, not a curated record